AUGCUUCGAAGAUUUGGCCCUAAUGAAGUACAAGUUAAGCAAAAGAUUAGCUAUCUCAAAGAUUCGGUAAAUACUAGUAAAUUUCUAUGUCUACAUAACUGGCAUUCAUGUGCAAUGUGUAACAAUCUAUCGUUUAUAGAAUCGGUUAAAGUAUUCCAAAAAACUAAAAUGCCUUUAGUAGUAGAAGAAUAUUUUCCAUGUAGCAAACAUAAACCAUUU
Messenger RNA from Racocetra persica, 219 nucleotides. The record is from the annotation of a GenBank genome assembly. Lineage: Eukaryota; Fungi; Glomeromycota; Glomeromycetes; Diversisporales; Gigasporaceae.